GUUCAAUUCUCGCUCUUAACGGCGUCGUUCCGUUAAACCUAGUAAUGAAUCAGUUAAUCGUGUGUCUCUCUCUCUAUCCAAUUCCAAUCACAAGUCUCUGCGAAAAAUGAAAAACCCAUACAAAUUGCAAUCGGAAUUCGGAUAAACCCUCUCUUGUCUUCUCAUUCAUGGCCGUCCUCUCUCUUUCUCUCCCUCUCAUCGUCUCCUUCCUCCGCCCUCACGCCUCUCCUCGCUUUUUCCUCCUCCCUCGAUAUCUUUCCCGCCCCCCUUGCCGCCGAUUUCACCGCACCACCGUCUCCGCCGUUUCCUCCAGUGUUCGUCAUCACACAUCCUAUCGUAAGCCCGAUGAUGAUGGCCAUGCCGUCUCUGUUCCUACAUUUCAACAGGCAAUUCAGCGCCUCCAGGAAUAUUGGGCUUCCGUCGGAUGCGCCGUUAUGCAACCUAGCAACACCGAGGUCGGAGCGGGCACCAUGAAUCCUUCCACCUUUUUGAGGGUUCUUGGCCCUGAACCCUGGAAUGUUGCCUAUGUGGAGCCAAGCAUACGUCCCGACGACAGUCGCUAUGGAGAGAACCCCAAUAGGCUUCAAAGACACACUCAGUUUCAGGUCAUCUUGAAGCCUGAUCCUGGAAACUCACAAGACCUCUUUAUCAACAGUCUUUCUGCUCUAGGUAUUGAUGUGACUCAACACGAUAUACGGUUUGUCGAAGACAAUUGGGAGAGCCCGGUGCUUGGUGCUUGGGGGUUGGGCUGGGAGAUUUGGAUGGAUGGUAUGGAAAUCACACAAUUUACUUACUUUCAGCAGGCUGGAAGUCUUCAGUUGUCUCCAGUAUCUGUUGAAAUAACUUAUGGGCUUGAGCGCAUCCUCAUGUUGCUUCAGGAAGUUGACCAUUUCAAAAAGAUCUUGUAUGCUGAUGGAAUCACUUACGGGGAGCUCUUCUUGGAAAAUGAGAUGGAAAUGAGCUCAUAUUAUUUAGAGCAUGCUAGCGUGGAUCGACUUCAAAAGCAUUUUGAUUAUUUUGACGAAGAAGCACGUUCCUUGCUUGCCUUAGGCCUUCCAAUCCCUGCGUAUGACCAGCUUCUGAAGACAUCUCACGCUUUUAACAUCUUAGAUGCUAGAGGAUUCGUUGGUGUAACUGAACGUGCUCGUUAUUUCGGCCGAAUGCGCAGCUUGGCUCGCCAAUGUGCCCAACUGUGGUUAAAGACACGUGAGUCUCUUGGACAUCCACUUGGUGUUGUCUCCGAACAUGUUCCUCCCAUCCAUCACGGAGCAGCUUUGGAAAAUGUAGCUGAAAAGGUUACUGACGAUCCAAGAUCGUUUAUCAUUGAGAUAGGGACGGAAGAGAUGCCACCUCAAGAUGUUAUCAAUGCUAGCGAACAGCUCAGGGUUUUAGUGCUACAGUUACUAGAGAACCAAAGAUUGCGGCAUGGUGUUGUGAAAGCUUUUGGCACACCUCGCAGGCUAGUGGUUGUUGUUGAUGCUCUGUCCUCUAAGCAGCUGGAAGAGGAAGUUGAAGUUCGAGGACCCCCUGCUUCUAAAGCGUUUGAUGAUCAAGGAAUUCCUACAAAGGCUGCAGAUGGUUUUAGCCGUAGAUAUGGCGUUCCAUUGGAAAAAUUGUACAGAAAAGUUUCUGGUGGGUGCAUCUGUAUUAGCAAAUUCUGGAAGACAGAAUAUGUCCAUGCACGAGUUACAGAGCCAGCUCGACUUGCUUUGGAGGUUCUGUCAGAAGAAUUACCUGGUAUGCUGGCUAAAAUAUCGUUCCCAAAGUCCAUGCGGUGGAACUCUUCAGUAAUGUUUAGCAGGCCGAUUCGCUGGGUUAUGGCCUUACAUGGGGAUCUGGUUGUGCCAUUUUCCUUUGCUGGCAACACAAGUGGAAAUGUAUCUUUUGGACUUCGCAAUACUGCUUCAGCAACACUAAUGGAAAGGAAGAAGAUCAUUCUUGAGAAGUCAAAUUUACUAGCAAAAAGUGUUAAUGGGCGCGUUAUUGUCCAGCAGAACUUACUUAAUGAGGUUGCAAAUCUCGUUGAAGCUCCUGUGCCGUUAAUUGGAAAGUUCAAGGAAUCAUUCUUAGAACUACCAGAGGAGCUAUUAACUAUUGUUAUGCAGAAGCACCAGAAGUACUUUUCCAUUACUGAUGAGAGUGGACAGCUAUUGCCUUACUUUAUUGCUGUUGCCAAUGGUGCAAUAAAUGAGGAUGUGGUGAGGAAAGGAAAUGAAGCAGUUCUCAGGGCACGGUAUGAAGAUGCGAAGUUUUUCUACGGGGUGGACACAAGGAAAAGGUUUUCUGAAUUUCGAGAUCAGCUACAGGGAAUUCUAUUCCACGAAAAGCUGGGGACGAUGCUGGAUAAGAUGAACCGUCUAGAAAAGAUGGUACGUAAGCUUUGUUUGGCCCUCGAAAUUGCUGAAGAUCUUCUUCCGGUUGUGGAGGAGGCUGCCUCACUUGCUCUGUCAGACCUUGCAACUGCUGUAGUUACAGAAUUUACUUCGCUGUCAGGAAUAAUGGGUCGUCAUUAUGCUCUCAGAGAUGGCUAUUCAGAGCAGAUUGCAGAAGCUUUGCUGGAAAUUGCACUUCCUAGAUUUUCUGGAGAUGUCAUCCCAAAAACAGAUGCAGGAAUGGUUUUGGCAAUAGGUGAUAGAUUGGAUAGCCUUGUUGGUCUAUUUGCUGCUGGUUGCCAGCCAAGUUCAACAAAUGACCCAUUUGGCCUAAGAAGGAUAUCUUAUGGCUUAGUUCAGAUUUUGGUGGAGAAGGAAAGAAAUGUCAACUUCAAACAAGCUCUAGAACUUGCAGCCAGUGUACAGCCGAUGAAGGUUGAGGCAAACACUUUAGAAGAUGUGUAUCAAUUUGUUACUCGAAGACUGGAACAACUUCUGGUUGAUAACGGAGUAAGCCCUGAAGUAGUUAGGUCUGUCCUAGCAGAGCGUGGAAACGAUCCUUGUCUGGCAGCACGAACUGCAUACAAGUAUAAGACUCUAGAAACCAGAGUGAACAUUGGUAUUGGUAUUGGUAUUGGUAAGGAAGGUCGGCAGAAAUUGACUCAAAACAUAGUGAUUUUGCCAUUCAAUGCUAACAUAGCUGGCGCUUUUGCUGAUGCGUUGCAGAUGGAAAAGCUAAGCAAAGGUGAUAUCUUUCCGAAGAUAGUUGAAGCAUAUUCUCGUCCCACACGCAUUGUCCGUGGGAAAGAUGUUGAUGUUGGAGUUGAGGUGGAUGAGGGUGCAUUUGAGACAUCCCAAGAGAAAGAGUUGUGGAGCACUUACACCUCUAUCAAAGACCGAAUUCACAUUGGCAUAGAAAUCGAGGAGUUCACUGAGAUAUCCACACAGUUGCUGGAUCCGCUGGAGGAUUUCUUCAACAAUGUGUUCGUGAUGGUGGAGGAAGGAAGAGUGAGGAAGAACAGACUCGCUCUUCUCAAUAAGAUUGCCAAUCUUCCCACAGGAAUAGCCGACCUCUCAUUUUUGCCUGGUGGAAUAAAGAUGGACUACUCAUCCCCGCCGCCGUCAAUGGGUGCUCAAUCUCCGCAAGUAGUGAUGGAACAGAUGCAGUCGCAGCUCGCUCAGGCUUACGCGGAGGAGUUCAUCGAGACACUCAGAGGAAAGUGUUUCGAUAAAUGCAUAAGCAAGCCUGGAUCAAGCCUUGGCAGCGGCGAGAGUAGCUGCAUCUCUAGAUGCGUUGAUCGUUACAUUGAGGCCACCGGAAUCAUCAGCCGAUCUCUUUUCGCCCAGAAACGUUGAUGGAAACAGUCUUCGAUUUUUCAUUAUGGAACGAAGCUAUUUUUUACUUGUCGAGUCUCUUUGUGUGUCAUUAAGACCAUCAUCAUCAAGGUUUGGUUUUGAUUUUAGACGAAUGCUAUAUAACGUACAACAGAUUUGACAAACAAUCUACGCUUAUUUCUUAUCAUCUCAUGCCCAUGCCUGACAAGUUCUUUAGUAGAUUGUCUGCCAUUGUUCCAACUUCCAAUUUAGUUUAGCUUCUCGGAUUUAUAUUUUGGGGUUUUUGCGAUGAUGAAUUUGUUUUUAAUUAUGUCUGGAGAUAUGAUGAGAUUAUUCGAUCA
Messenger RNA from Thlaspi arvense, 4048 nucleotides. The record is from the annotation of a GenBank genome assembly. Lineage: Eukaryota; Viridiplantae; Streptophyta; Magnoliopsida; Brassicales; Brassicaceae.